CUUCCAUUUAAUUUUCACUUCUUUGGAAAAAAACAAAAAUUUCGAUAGUGCUUUUUUUCUCAGCCAAGGAAGAACAACUAUUACAGAAGAAGAAGAAGAAAAAAACAAAAUCCACUCUCGAAUUUACCACGAGUUUGUUUCAUUUUCACUCUCGCCGGAACCCUAAUUCAAUCUGCCGGAACUUGAAUCUACCGAUGACUGUCGAAUUGAGGAAUUGGUGAGAUCAAAGGGCUGGAUUUCAUCGCCGGAUGGAGGGAGGUAGCGUCUCUAGACUUACUUGUUCUGGGAUUCACCCAUGGAUUAUGAUGACAGUGAUUUUGAAAACCAGAAUCUCCAUUUAGCCGGUGAAGGGAACACUAAAUUUCCUCCGGUAUUAAGACCGUAUGCUCUCCCUAAGUUUGAUUUUGACGAAAGCCUUCAAGCAAAUUCAAGAUUUGAUAGUUUGGUUGAAACUGAAGUUUUUCUUGGUAUUGAAAGUAACGAAGAUAACCAGUGGAUUGACGCAUUCUCCCGUGGGGGUAGUAGCAUAGAGUUCAAUUCACCUGCUGCUGGAUCUUGCUCUAUAUCAAGGUAUGGUAAUGUGUGGUCCGAGGCCACUUCCUCAGAGUCUGUCGAGAUGCUCUUGAAAUCUGUUGGACAGGGGGAGCAUAUUCCUAGGCAAACUGUUAUUCAGGAAUCGGAUGCUUGUGAUGAACUGGCCUGCUUAGCUAAGCAAAUGGACUCCAAUCCAAAACCUGAUGUUAGAAAUGAAUUUACAGAUGAUGUUACAGAUUUACAAUCACCUGGUGGUACUCAUAUAAGUUUUUCUGGAUCGAAGAAGCCAGUUGGAAUUGAACAGUCUCAGACUGGAAUUUCCCAAAGUCACGAAGGUGAAUUAUCCAUUGAUGGAAAUUCAGGUAUUCUGGAACCAAAUGAAAUGUUCCGAAAUAUUGACUUGCCUAUGUCUGAGCAUAGUCCAACCUUCUUUACCAAUGAUAAAUUUAACAUUACUAUUCAGGUAGAUGCUCAGACUGUGGCUGAUGACUCAGAUCAUUGUGAAACUCAUGAUUCAUCAGCACUUGUGGUGGAAACUAAUAUUACUGAAUUGUCUAUUCAAAAUAUGGUGGAUGAGAAGCAAAGUCCUCACCUAACUGAAAGUAGUAAUCAAAAUUUAGAAUCUUCUAUGAUGAAGGAAGAAGCUGUUGUAGACACACAGACUUUGGAUCAAAAUGCUGUUGAUGUUGAUGCACAUCAUCCUGAUAGAUCUAUUCUUGCAGUACCCCCACAAGAUUCUUUAGAAGGAGGGAGUGUAGUUAAAGAACUUGAGGCCGAGUUAAGUAAUUUAGAGAAUUCCAUGGGAACUAGAACUGUUGCAGUUUCUGACAUGCAGAAAGAAGAAAGGCACAGUGAAGAUAUACGUUCAUGUGAUUUGACUCAGGCCAAUGCAAGUAAAAACUCAGUCUUGCUUAAAGAUACGGUGAUGGAUGAUCCGUCUAUAUCAGAUACACACACAUCGGCAAAGGUUUCAGUUAAAGAUGGUCCUAUCUCUGUCGGGCAGGUGGUUGAGGUAAGCAAUUCCAGUUAUGAAGUUUGUCCUAAUCUCCAGCAAACUAUGAAUGUCACUGAGAAGGAAACUUACAGUGUGAGCAAUGUUCUUAAGGAAAACGAGUCAUCAAACACUGGAGGUGACCAUAUGGAUACGGGAGUUUUAUCAAGCAAGUCGGAGGCAUCUAUGUUUCCUGCAAAGGAAAACAUCAUUUCUGUUUGUGAAGGAAAUAAUGACAACAGGGUCGGAGAUUUUUCCGGUUUCAGUUUGGUGACUUCUUCAACAAACUCUUCCAUUGUGAGGGAGUCAACUCAAAUAUGUGUAAACGAUGAAUCUGAUAAGCAAAGUGACCUAGACAAAUUUAGCCAAAAUGCUUCUGUCAAUGAUGAAGAGAAUACAAAGAUCCGUUCUGAUUCUAGCCAAAUGCAUUCUGAUGUUGCGCAAUCCCAUCUUGGGGAUAAAGGAGUUGUUUCAUCACCUCUUAGUUUAAGUAGCUUGGAAUCUGAGUUGACAACUUCCACUGUAUCAAUCGACACCAAACCUGUCAAUAUUUCAGCUUCUCAAGUUAUUUCAGAAAAUAUUAGUUUGACAUCCUGUAAGAUAAUGAAUGAUCUACCUCCUAGUGAUUUUGUUUCAAUUCAUGGACCCACUGGCGACAGCGAUAUUCAAAGGGUAACUACUGUUGAAUCAUCUUCUGCCGAAGUAAAAGAAGAAACUGCAAUGAAAAUAACAGAGGAAACUGGUAUAACAGCUCUUGUUAGGUCUUCUGAACAGGAAACUGCUCCUUACCCUGUUAACGAAAUAGAAAAACUUCAUCCUUCUGGUACUUCUGGACAUUUGAUAAGUCACAGUAUGCUUGAUGUUGGAACUCAUGGUACUGCAAUACUCGGUGAACCGCAAGGAACUAUAGAUGAUAAGUUUACCCAGGAGAUUAGCGUGUCUCCAGUUCAAUGUGAGUCAUUAGAGACACAGGCUGCUGGGGUCACGAUUUCUGUUAUUAAUGAUGACAAGGAGAUUUUACAGGAGACUCAUGACAAGUCAACUCCGAAAGAGUUAGGUGACAUUUUACUUGGGAACAAAGAUUCCAUAUCUUCUCCUUUGCCUGACUCUCGUGUUGAGUUGCCUGAGACUGGAAGCUUUCCUGCCAGUAGUAUUUGCAGUCCCUCUAAUACAUUCAGAAGCCCUUCUCAAACCGAAAAGGAGGAAAAUCGAGGUAAUGCUUCUGCUAAUACAUUCAGUAGCCUUUCUCAAACCGAAAAGGAGGAGAAUCAAGGGAAGGGUUCUGCUAAUCAGAAUUCUGCAGAAUCUGAUUUAAAAAAUAGUGGCACACAUAAUACAUUGUCUACUGCCCAAGUUCAAAAGAGGGAUACUGUAUCUAAAGAUGAGAGAAGCUCAACUCCUGAGAUAGAUGUAGUGGUUGAUUUAUCCAAAAAGGACACAGCAGAUUUGGAUACAAACGUUGGCAAGAGACAAUCAGCCCUUGUUAUCACAACCAACAAUGCACCAAUAGCUUUGGCAGAAUCUCCUUCAACUUCUGGGCCAGGAUCUUCAAAAACCAAAACUGUAGCAAAUGUUUCCCAUGGAAGUCCACAGGUAUCAGAUGGAGAAGUGGCUUUUAGUGCUUCUAAAGCUACGCCUAAGCGAAAAGCUAGGCAAUCAUCUAAUAAGGCAGCUGGAAAGGAAUCUACUAGAAGAGGAGGUCGUGUGAAAAAUGCAAGCCCUGCUAUACAGUCUGAAAAAGGUGAUAUAUCAACCAAAGUUUCCCAUAGCCCAUCACCUGGUUUCAAGCUGAUGCAUUCAAAUGAGGUGCAACAGUAUGGGCACGCAGAUUCCAACAGUGCAAAGGCAUUUUCUUUUGUAAAUACUUCAACAUCAUCUAGCCUUCCAGAUUUGAACACUUCUGCUUCUCCACCUGUCUUGUUUCAUCAGCCUUUCACAGAUCUGCAACAAGUACAAUUGCGUGCACAGAUCUUUGUUUAUGGAGCAUUGAUUCAAGGAACAACACCGGAUGAGGCACAUAUGAUAUCAGCUUAUGGGGUGACAGACGGUGGAAGGAACAUUUGGGAGAAUGUUUGGCGUGCCUGCAUGGAAAGGCAGCGUAGUCAAAAAUCUCAUCACAUUACCCCAGAAACUCCUCUACAAUCACGAUCUGUUGCUAGAACACCUGAUACGACAGUUAAGCAAAGUGAACUUCAAGGGAAAGUUAUCUCUUCGCCUCUUGGUAGAGCUAGCAGCAAGGCUACUGUGACCAUUGCUAACCCCCUAAUGCCUCUGUCAUCUCCUCUUUGGAGUCUACCAACCAUCUCUUGUGAUUCUCUGCAAUCUAGUGCUCUUUCAAGAGGUUCUGUCGUGGAUUAUUCCCAGGCACUUACUCCGUUGCAUCCUUAUCAAUCUCCACCUCCAAGAAACUUUCUUGGACAUAGCACUUCUUGGAUAUCCCAAGCCCCACUUCGUGGACCAUGGAUUGGCUCUCCAACUCCUGGGCCUGAAAACAACACUCAUCUUUCUGAUUCACCCACCUCAGAUACAGUUAAGUUAGGUUCAGUCAAGGGAUCUUCUUUACCUCCUUCCUCAAGCAUAACAAAUGUUACUCCUGGUCCUCCUGCCUCUAGUGCACGCUUACAAAGUAUUUUUGUUGGGACUGCUUCUCAGCUUGAUGCAAACAAUGUGACAGUACCACCUGCUCAGCAUUCUUCAGACCCGAAGCCCAAAAAAAGGAAAAAAGCUGUGUCAUCUGAGGAUCUUGGUCAGAAGCCUUUGCAGUCUCUGACUCCAGCGGUCAUUAGCCGUGCAUCUACCUCUGUUGCUGUUGCGACCCCUGUUAGCAAUGUGCCCAUAUCUAGUAUUGAAAAAUCAGCUGUGUCUGUAUCUCCUCUAGCUGAUCAACCCAAAAAUGAUCCGAAUGUUGAGAAGAGGAUUCUGUCGGAUGAUUUUCUUAUGAAAGUUAAGGAGGCUAGGGUACAUGCAGAGGAAGCUUCUGCUGAUUCUGCUGCUGCAGUGAAUCAUAGCCUAGAGUUGUGGAAUCAGUUGGAUAAGCAUAAAAAUUCUGGAUUUAUGUCAGAUAUUGAGGCCAAAUUAGCUUCUGCUGCAGUGGCAGUCGCAGCAGCUGCAGCUGUUGCAAAGGCAGCAGCUGCCGCUGCUAAUGUUGCAUCAAAUGCUGCAUUUCAAGCAAAAUUGAUGGCUGAUGAAGCUUUGAUUUCAUCUGGCUGUGAAAAUUCCAGCCAAAGUAACAAAGUUUUCCUUGCCGAGAGUUCUAGUAACUUGGGACAAGCUACGCCUGCUUCCAUUUUGAAGGGUGCUAAUGGCCCCAAUAGCCCUGGUUCUUUCAUUGGUGCUGCUAAGGAAGCUAUUAGGAGGAGAGUGGAAGCUGCUUCAGCUGCCACCAAAAAAGCUGAAAAUAUGGAUGCCAUUUUAAAGGCUGCUGAGCUUGCAGCAGAGGCUGUAUCUCAAGCAGGAAAAAUUGUAACAAUGGGUGAUCCUUUGCCAUUAAUUAAACUGAUUGAAGCUGGCCCAGAAGGAUGUUGGAAAGCAUCCCGAGAGUCUUCUCGGGAAGUUGGAUUAUUGAAAGAAAUGACCCGAGAUCUGGUGAACAUUGACAUUGUGACAGAUGCUCCUGAAACUUCUCAUGAACAAAACAGGGACAUAUCAUCUAGUGGAAUUUCAUCUUCUAUCAUGAUCAACGAAAAUAAUUCAAGAGGACAAAAGGCACGCAAUGUUUCUGAUUUAGUGAAGCCUGUUGACAUGGUUCCUGGUUCUGAGCCUGAAAUACAGGCUCCUUCUCUCACUGUUACAAAUGAAUCUGAACAUCUUGAGGAAACUAAUUUCAAGGAGGGCUUACUUGUAGAGGUCUUCAAAGAUGAGGAAGGUUAUAAAGCUGCUUGGUUCAUAGCCAAUAUUUUAAGCUUGAAAGAUGGUAAAGCUUAUGUAUGCUACACUUCGCUUGAAGAUGUUGAAGGGCCUUUAAAGGAAUGGGUGUCACUUGAACGUGAAGGAGAUAAACCACCCAGAAUACGCACUGCUCGCCCUCUGACUAGUUUGCAACCUGAAGGAACAAGAAAGAGGCGCAGAGCAGCUAUGGGAGAUUAUGCUUGGUCUCUCGGGGAUAGGGUUGACGCAUGGAUACAAGAAAGCUGGCGGGAAGGAGUAAUCGCAGAGACGGAUAAGAAGGAUGAAACAACUUUAACUGUCCACAUUCCUGCCACUGGAGAAACAUUGGUACUUAGAGCGUGGCAUCUCCGCCCAUCCCUCAUUUGGAAGGAUGGCCAAUGGCUUGAAUUUUCUAAGGUGGGAGCAAAUUCUACGCAAAAGGGAGAUACUCCACAUGAAAAGCGACCUAAGCUGGGCAGUAGCAAUGCAGUAGAUGUGAAAGGGAGAGAAAAAAUGUCAAAAAAUGUUGAUGCUGCAGAGUCUACAAAGCCUGAUGAUUUGGAGUUGCUUAAUUUGACUGAAAAUGAGAAAGUCUUUAACAUUGGGAAGAGCACGAGGUCUACCAUUCAAAAAGAAGAGUCAAAAGUCAUUUUUGGAGUUCCUAAACCUGGCAAGAAAAGGAAAUUUAUGGAAGUGAGCAAGCACUACGUUGCACACGGGAGCAGUAGAAGUGAUUCAGCUAAAGAUGCUAAUUCUUCGAUACCUCAAGGUUCAGAACUUCGAGGAUGGAGAAAUAGUUCAAAAAAUGAUACUAAAGAGAAACUUGGAGCUGACUCCAAACCCAAAACUAAAAUUGGAAAACCGCAGGGUGCUUUGGGUAGAGUGAUUCCACCAAGAAAUCCAUCUGUUUCCAAUACAAAAAUGACCAAGGAUUCUUCUAAUCAUUUAAAAAAUGCUUCAGAGAGUGAAAAUCAGGCUGAGAGAGCAGCCUCCAUAACUGAUGGAGCCACACAAGUACCGAUCGUAUUUUCAUCUCUGCCAACUUCAACAGAUACUAUUCGUACUAAGAGGACACUCACAUCGAGAGCGAGUAAGGGAAAACUUGCACUUGCAGGUGAUAAACUACGAAAAUGUGGUGGGGAAAAGGCUUUAAUUGACAAACCCACAAAAUCAACAUCUGAAUCUGAUGUCCAUGAGCCCAGGAGAUCCAAUCGCAGGAUCCAGCCAACCUCCAGACUAUUAGAAGGAUUGCAGAGUUCUUUGAUAGCCUCAAAGAUUCCUUCAAUUUCACAUAACCGUAAUAUUCCCAAGGGUAAUAAUCACCAGGGUUGAAUGGAAGGAGUUUGCAAUGCCGUACAGUUAUUAGAUGACCACAAACCCAGCAUAGAUUUGUAUAUUUAUUUAUAAUUUAUAAUAGAGAAAACUUAGGAAUGGAAAUUCUUGUUUCCUUUGUUUUAGGCAGAGACUAUAGGUCAAUAGAUAGAUGGUUGAUAUUGAUUUAGUAUUAUUAUUUAAAUUUGGUUUCAUCUUUUAGUCUUAUGGCACUGUUGGCUGUGCUGUAUAUGAAAGUUGCCUUGUUUGUAGAUGUUGAUCAAAUUAUUGCCUUUAUUUAUUAACUUCCAA
Vicia villosa (hairy vetch) is the source of this 7015-nucleotide messenger RNA. RefSeq lists its product as uncharacterized. The coding region runs from base 296 to 6724 and encodes 2142 amino acids. The transcript has 16 exons. Lineage: Eukaryota; Viridiplantae; Streptophyta; Magnoliopsida; Fabales; Fabaceae. The record is from RefSeq and is a predicted model, not a curated record.